Actinia tenebrosa (Australian red waratah sea anemone) is the source of this 4716-nucleotide messenger RNA. Its product is annotated as E3 ubiquitin-protein ligase rnf213-alpha. NCBI's taxonomy places the organism in Eukaryota, Metazoa, Cnidaria, Anthozoa, Actiniaria, Actiniidae. Gene Ontology annotation, molecular function: ubiquitin-protein transferase activity; ATP binding; ATP hydrolysis activity. The record is from RefSeq and is a predicted model, not a curated record.
GCUGAUGGUGGCACUGGGAAUCAAGACCAAGCAGAGGAGCAGGAUGGUAACACAUCUAGUGUGGCAUUAGGAGAUGCAUCUGAUGGAUCAGCCAGUGCUGAUGGUGGCAUUGGGAAUCAAGACCAAGCAGAGGAGCAGGAUGGUAACACAUCUAGUGUGGCAUUAGGAGAUGCAUCUGAUGGAUCAGGCAGUGCUGAUGGUGGCACUGGGAAUCAAGACCAAGGAGAGGAGCAGGAUGGUAGCACAUCUAGUGUGGCAUUAGGAGAUGCAUCUGAUGGAUCAGGCAGUGCUGAUGGCAAAGAUGCCAAACAGAGUGAGGAUGCCAAAGAGGGAAACAAUUCCAAAGAGGGCAAAGAUGCCAAAGAGGGAAACGAUUCCAAAGAGGGCAAAGAUGCCAAAGAGGGAAACAAUUCCAAAGAGGGCAAAGAUGCCAAUGAGGGCAAAGAUGCCAACGAGGGCAAAGAGGGCAAAGAUGCCAAAGAGGGCAAAGAGGGCAAAGAUGCCAAAGACAGCAAAGAUGCCAAAGACAGCAAAGAUGCCAAAGAGACUAAGCAGGACAAAGAGAGCAAAGAUGCCAAAGACAGCAAAGGUGCCAAACAGGGCAAAGAUGCCAAAGAGGGCAAGGAUGUCAAAGAGACUAAGCAGGACAAAGAGAGCAAAGAUGCCAAAGACAGCAGAGGUGCCAAAGAGGGCAAAAAUGCCAAAGAGACUAAGCAGGACAAAGAGAGCAAAGAUGCCAAAGACAGCAAAGGUGCCAAAGAGAGCAAAGAUGCCAAAGAGACUAAGCAGGACAAAGAGAGCAAAGAUGCCAAAGCUAGCAAAGGUGCCAAACAGGGCAAAGAUGCCAAAGAGACUAAGCAGGACAAAGAGAGCAAAGAUGCCAAAGACAGCAAAGGUGCCAAGGAGGGCAAAGAUGCCAAAGACGUCAAAGAUGCCAAAGAUGUCAAAGAGAGCAAAGAUGUCAAACAGCACAAAGAAAGUUUUCAAGCCUCCACUGGUGACGGUAGAUCAAGUUCAGAUGAUAAUUACAUGACAAUAGUACUACACGCCUUGUUGGCUCCUCACUUCCAGUUUGACCCAGACGAAGACAUAGUUGUUGUCCGUGGUGGAUUCCCAAAUUUCAGUGGAUGGAAAAAAGAUCAUUUACAGAUGACACCUAUUAGACCACUUCCUGAUGGUUACAUUGUUAUAGAAGGAACUACUACCAUUCUGCUUAAAAAUGCAAGGGAAAAAAUCAAUUACAAGUAUCUUGUUUUAAAAAAAAAUGAUAACAACGAGAUGUGGGAAGAACUGAUUGACUGUCAUUCCAACAAUAAAGCCCACGUCAAUCGCUGCUUUUCUAUCCCAGAACAAUAUAGAAAGCCAAAGGGCGUAUGGCACCAAUACGAUGAUGCAGUCUUCAGUCAGCCUAAGUUUUGGGAAUCUGUUCGCAAUAAACUACCUUACUGGAAAGGCAUGGACCCCUAUGAGGGACGCGAAUUAGCUAUAGAAGCUGUGCUGCCUGAUUGGGAAUCUUUUGGCUUAGAUGAGACAUUGGGUAAAAGAAAAGGCAAAGAGGUACUAGGAACAAUAAACCAAGUGAUACACUGUAUGGAAUACUUAGAAGCUGAACUAUAUGGAAGAACAAUGCUUCGCAUCCUCAACGGUUUUUCUUUGGAUCAGGUUAUACUAUCUUACGUCGAACCAAGAUUAAAGAAGAAUUAUGAACUGGCACAGUCUACGAACGAUGAAAACGUCCAGGCAAACCGACUCGCAACAUCUCUUACCAUUGUUGCAGUUGCGUCCACCUUUAUCAGAAAGUUAUCCUUUCAUCCAACGCAAGGACACUUGGUAGCGAUGUUUGAAUGCUUGGCUCUAAAUUCAACUCUUGGAAGGCAGAGGAUAGAGAGGAUAAUGGAGAUAUUAGCCCAACACUAUCCAAGGAAAAACUGGAUGAGAUUUUCUGGGGCAAUUUCUGAACUUUGUCAGUAUGCCAUCAAUCAUUAUCCAGAUGUCCACCAGUGGCUUCUAGCAGUUCCCUUGAUGCAUUUCAUGUCUGAUGAAUCUCAGCCUUAUACAGAUGCUGCUCCUUUAUCUGAACCGACUCUACGAGAUGCCUCAUACUGGGGAACCAAUGGACUAGAUGUUACACAAAUCCAAACGUUACCAUGGAGGUCACCUAUUGGGUUUUUAUCUCGACUGAAGCCGAUGUUCGAGGUCGAUCCCCUGCUUAGAAGGACGUUUCUGUUUGCUUUACCUUUGAGUAACCUGGGUCGCUGUGUCGUUCAAGGAGCGUUUCUUCCAUAUGAAGUGAACUGGACGCUGGCUUACAGACUACAAAACAUAAAGUACUAUAACCAGGAGGAGCUAACAUCAAUCAAUACUUGCCUCGACGUCAUGAUGAAUUCUGGGUACUUGGAUUCUGAAAAUAAAGACGAGUCUGUUUACGGCAGCCUAGAUGAGUUGACUUCUUUGGCAAAAGGAUCACUACCAGUUCUUGAGUGUCUUCUCAUACCAUUAAAAGAUGUGUUUCAAUUGGCAUGCAAAGUACUUCACUUGUUGUCCAAGUGUCUAUGGGCAAUCAAGUCUUCUGGUUCAACAUCGGAUCAAGCUGAAAGCAAUAACGCAUUUUGUGCAAGAAUUUUGAAGGAAGCGACAGAAAAAGUACAAAACCGUCUCAGUAAAUCAUUUUCCAGUAAUCUUAUUCGCGCGGCCGAUUAUUACAGAAAUGAAGAACUCAAGAUUUGGUCUGCGUUUUUGAGUGUCGAGUUUUUAGAUGAAGUGCUGCAAACAUCUUGGCAAACAAAAUUAAUGGAAAGUCUUAAAGCUCGUGCUGACAAGAUGGAUGAUAUGCAAAAGAUCGAUUUCUAUUCAACUGUGAACCUGAACCAUUUGCACAAAGAGGUUGAGAAAUGUUUCCAAGAAGCAGCCUUUGAUGCUAUCACAAGAAUCAUAGAAGCUGGAAGAGAGGCCGAACAUGCAAAAGCUUUUGCUAGUCUCACCCAGCACGACCCAAACAGCAUUCAAUCCAGACGAGUUGGUGACAUGAUGUCACUUUUACUCAAUCGUUGCUGGCCAAAAGACACUGAGCAACAAGGCAGCCUCUUGACUCAUGUAUUAACAUGGAGUCCAAUGGCGAAUUAUCUGCGAUAUUUUAGUGAGAAUUCCCUUACUCUACCCGACGAAUCACAGUUACUUCUAACACGUACCACUAGUUGUCUCGAGGAUAUCCACCGUAUGGUAUCCGAUGCCUCAGUCACAGUAAACACUCUGCGCAUCCUUAGAGGCAAAGAGGAUAAGUACUGCGAACUCUUAGAGAUAAUGAGAUAUUCUAUUGGCGACAGUGAUGAAGAUAGUGAUGAAGAUAGUGACGAAGAAAGCGAAGAAGAUGACGAACAAGAUGAUACCAAUAAAGAUUUUGGGAGGAUUUACAAAAAAGCCCGAGCUACUCUGCAGACACGACUUGAUGAGCUGGCGGCAUUUGAACAAGAAAGAGAACAACUACGCUCUUUUCUGGGCAUAAGUUCCAUCUUAGAGCAUGUUGAUGUAGAUGAUAUGAAAGAGAGGGUUAAUGCUGAUGUAUCCAAGGAUGAUAUUAGCGAUCUUGCUGUGCACACUUGUGGUAAAAGAUAUGGUGAAGCACAAGUACAAGUCACCUUUUUUGGUCUUUCAAAAGAGUUAAAAACAAUGAUAACAACGAUGCACACCAUUCAUAACAGCAGAAUUUUCAAUAAUAUCUGGAGAGAGAAAAUUGUAGAUUCGCAACCUGACGAACAAUUAACACUGGAAGAAGUCGUCAAACAAGUUUGGACUCCGACUUUCAAGAAAUGCAAAGACAUACUACAAGCGGUGUUGACCGGAAAUAUAACCCUCGGUGAUGUUGACAAGCGUUUUGAAGGUUUCAAAGAUCGCUACGCUGAACUUGAGCAAGAACUUGUCAUCAUGGAUGCUUGCAGUGCUACUGUUGAUGCUGGACGAAUAAAGAAACAAGUGAAUCAGAUCCGGCAGUACCACAGGCUGACCAACUAUAUAGCAGCUGCUGAUAAGAUUCUUGAAUUUGCUGAGAAAAUGAAUUUAAGAGGCGAUUUCGAUAUGGUUGACACAUUUCGGCUUCAGAUAAGUCCAGAGUCAAAGAGACAGCCGCUGAAAUCUUUACAAGAAGAAUUUAACCAGACAGGGGGAAUCCUAGGAGAAUUCACUCCUGAGAGACUACAAUGUCUAGAUGCUGUGAUGGAAUCUAAGGACUUCAUCGUAUGGUUAAAGAAAGCCGUACCAGAUCCAAGUGAAAUCAAGGUGUUGGUAGAUCUUGCCAUGAUGUCAGCUGGUGAAGGUGACAUGGAAAGUGACCGUAUCGCUGCCCUUCACACGUGUACAAGAGGCUUUAAACCACUCAUUUAUGACCUUGAAGAAGAUGAUGGCUUUGAACGUCUAGUUGAGUUAUGUAGUGACGUUUGGGAUGACUUGGAACACAACCCAAGGCUGCCAUURCAAAUGAAUGACACAAGUAGAAGACUUGAAUGGCUGAAGAAUGUUUUGGAAUUCCAUGGAUCCGUGACAAUGUCUUCUCUACAGCAAGUAGAAACUAUAAUGAAACAUGGAACAUUAACCAUUGGUUGCCAUGSAAAAGGCGAGGAAAUUAACAUYAAUACCGUGAUAAGUCUAAGAGUACCACCAGAAAAUGUGAAAGGCAUGCAAAAAGAAACUUACAGUUUAGAGGAUCUUAAAGAUCUGCAGAGC